Molecule: messenger RNA, 284 nt
Organism: Adineta steineri
Lineage: Eukaryota; Metazoa; Rotifera; Eurotatoria; Adinetida; Adinetidae
Source: the annotation of a GenBank genome assembly
CUUAUUCUACUGGUGUUAGUUCUCAACCAUAUUCAGUUGUUAUUCUCGAUUUUAAUAACGAUAGCCGAUUAGAUAUUGCUGUUGCUAGUUAUGGAACUAGUAAUAUCGGUGUAUAUUUUGGUUAUGGCAAUGGAAGUUUUAUGAAUCAACAGAUAUUCUCUAGUGGCUUUAAUUCACAUCCUUUUGCACUUGCUGUUGGUGACAUAGACAAUAAUAAUUUAACUGAUAUUAUUGCAACUAAUAAUGGAUAUGGUAAUAUUGAUAUUCUUAUGAAAACUUGCUAA